This is a messenger RNA of Trichoderma harzianum CBS 226.95, 559 nucleotides long. RefSeq lists its product as hypothetical. Lineage: Eukaryota; Fungi; Ascomycota; Sordariomycetes; Hypocreales; Hypocreaceae. The transcript has a single exon. The record is from RefSeq and is a predicted model, not a curated record. The coding region runs from base 52 to 459 and encodes 135 amino acids.
CAAGCACUCCAUUACUGAAUCUCAUGAUCCCUGCCCACUCACCCCACUAAGAUGCCGGCUGUGAUGGCCAACCUUGCCCACCUGUCCCGGCUAGUUUUGUGGUCAUCCGCCCAACGACACCAUUCACACGCCUCCCCCCUCCUCUAUGUGUGCGUUUCCUUGCCUCCUGAGACGCUCUUGGCGGUAUCGUCAAGGGGUAUCACCAUGCAACCAGAUGAUGCGCCAUCAUAUCGUCUUCCAAUCAGCAAAGGUCACAGACGCCUUGGGAUAGGUAAUUAUGACGUUUGCUGUAUUCUUUUGCGGCUCUUUUUCACCAGAAUCCCCCCGUUUUGCUCCGGAUUUCACGUCCUCCGGAUUUGGAAUCCUAAUCUUGACUCUCAUUGCUUUUCUCUCUGGGGCAAAGUAUCUUCUGAUGUGCAGUUCUGCUCUAGUGUCACCUGGAUACCUCAACUUAUAUAAGCAACUCUCGUGAUACUUUAUGACAAGCCCAAGCCAGGACAGAAGUUGCACCACGCCGGUACGCCGAAGACCACAUUAAUUAUAUUACCGGACUCUUUCA